Messenger RNA from Stylonychia lemnae, 1920 nucleotides. Lineage: Eukaryota; Ciliophora; Spirotrichea; Sporadotrichida; Oxytrichidae. The record is from the annotation of a GenBank genome assembly.
AUGCUAGGCUAAGGAACAGUCGUUGGAGGUACCGGAAUACAACUGGGUAUUAAGAAAAAGUCUUCAUAAUAAAAACUUAAACUAUUUUUACUCAAAAAAUCACCUAAGAGACAUAUAGACAUAAGAAUGAAUAUGAACAUCACAAACAAUUCAGAUGAGUUUGCUUUUGAUGAUUCAUCUCCUCUUAAUAUGAUAGUAAGAAAGAAGCAAAGCAAUUCAAAAUUGCUUAAUAGGACAGCCGACCAGCAAGAAUUAAAUGUUAUGAAUCUUGAAAUUGAAAAGAAAAACUCAAAGCGCAUGUCUAACCUAAAUGAUGAUGACUAAGAAUCUUUGGAUACCCUGGCUAACAAGGCUCUCAGUUCUAAAUUUUAACAUAAUUAGUAGCAGAUGAGCAAAUCUUAAUAGAGUAUGACAAAUCAAAAUACACUUACUCCUAGCAAAUUGAAUAACCUUGAUGAAAUUAAAGAAUCACAAAAUGAGAACCUAAAUACAAGAUAUUUGAACACACUUCGAGAAUCCAUUCAUAUUUAAAAUCAGUUAGCAGGGCAAUAAUAAAUACCAAACACUUAGAGCACUAAUAAAAGGAAAAUCAUCAUUAGUAAAGCUGAUACUUUUGUCAGUCAAAAGGUAUUCAGCAUCCCCUAGGAACUUGACAAUGAUAAAAUGUAGUAGUCAACUAAGACUAUGAAUAACCCAUCUAGUUUAGCAGGAGGCUCAAAAACAGCAUCUAAGUUUGUUAAGUUUUCUACUCUCAAUUCCUCGAAAAUUCAGUCUCCUAAAACUAUGUUUUACAAGCUUGGAUUAAAAUAGCCUUCUAACAAUUUCCAAAAAUAGAAAGACCCUGCAUCUAAGGACGAAGAUUUUCCUUUAAAUCCUUAUGAAAGCAUCGAUUAACUAAUGAAUUUAAAAGGCAGUAGAGAUUUUAAAAUAAGCAAAUAAAGCCACAUAUAGGCAAAGAUACUGAUUCCAAAGAAAAAGAUAAUAGCCUUGAGAAAAGCUUCAUACAAGCUGGGAUAAACAUUUAAGAAAAAUUCUACUUCAAGUAGUCCAUUAACAAAGAAUGAAUUAGCAGCAAAUAGAUCCUCAGGUUAUAAGCAGCCUCUAAAGCAAUAAUUUUAUGAAAUGAAUGUGACACCAAGUCCAAGUGAUCUAAGGCAGUCUAAAAAUUAUCAAAAAAGGCUUUAAAUUAUGAGAUAGUCAAUGCUGAGCCAGAUUGAACAAGGCAAAUCAAACAGUAUGGGGCUAAGUAAUUAAAGUAAUAGCUAUGGAAUAUAUUCUCAAGAUUCAACAGCUAUCUAAGUUGAAAUCAGAGAAAAAGUCAACUAAAAGAGCCGCAAGCAUUAUAGUGUAAGUAUUAGUGACCCUACUUUUCUGUCUCAGAGAAGACUAGAGCCUGUUGAUAAAGAAAAGUAAGUUGAGUAACUUAGACUAUUACUAUAAACCUAGUAACGUCUAAGAAUGAAAACUAACUAGUCGCAGAAUACUAUGGAUAAUUUUACAGAUGAUUGGGUUUCAUACAGGCAGUAAAGCAUUUAGACUACUCUUAAGAAUUUACCUCCACUGGGAAAGAAAAAUGGAAAACUCAAAAAGAAAUAAAGAGACUACAUUUCAAUUCAACAGCAGGCAAAUGGCUCUAUCAUUAUCAAUAAAAAAAGGAAUGAAAAUUUUUCCUUAUUUUCAUCAAUUGAAAGUUAAAAGAUGGGUUCUACUUCAAUGUUCAAGCCUAAGGCUUCCGAGGAAUAUGGAAACAACGAAAGAUACUAUAAGUUUAAUUAGCACAGUCAGAAUUAUAGUUAUACUAAGCACAAGCUGAAUGAUUUAUUUGAAGACAUUAUACCAAAGUUCAAUAAGUUAUAAAAUACAGAUGCUAUUGAAAAGAAAACUCAAGACAAGAUUAAUUCUUUUUUCAAGAAAUAAUGA